Messenger RNA from Brassica napus (rape), 1335 nucleotides. RefSeq lists its product as uncharacterized. The record is from RefSeq and is a predicted model, not a curated record. Bases 1 to 1335 code for a protein of 444 amino acids. NCBI's taxonomy places the organism in Eukaryota, Viridiplantae, Streptophyta, Magnoliopsida, Brassicales, Brassicaceae. The transcript is spliced from 3 exons.
AUGGAUGAGUUUCAAGCAGCGCUUUUGGAGCAUGGCUUAGAUGAGCAGACGAUAGAUGCUCUCCCGGCAGUUUCUGAGGAGGAAUUGAAGGAGAUGAUGGCGGGCUAUGAGGAGGAUGAUCAACUUCAGGAGGCAGGAGAGCAGACUAAUGGUGCAGAAGAGAAGAAUAAGGACACUAUGGAGCAGGCACAGAAGCAGGGGACUCGUAAAAGGCUGUUCAAGUCAUCAGUCAUUGUUGCAGGAAGCACAAAGAUGAGGAAUGCAGUUGCGCUUGUAUCCCCUCGCAAACGUGCAGCAGCCAGGAUGGGGACUCGUAAAGGGGAUACAAAUAAGGAAUUGGAGAGUAAGGAGACAAAGCAAGAAUUUGAGUUUGCUCAGAAAUUUCAAGGUCAUUUUGGAUUUGAUAAUUUGGUCACAGUGGAUCCUGUGGGAAGAAGUGGUGGAUUAGCACUUUAUUACAAUAAUGAGUAUCAGGUUAAUGUGUUAUAUUCAAGUAAUCGCAUGAUAGAUGUGGAAGCAGUGGCUCUUGGGAAAACGGUAUAUAUGACGUUUGUGUAUGGAGAUCCAGUCCAAGAUUUACGAGAACAAGUGUGGGAACGUUUAACUAGAUAUGGGAUUUCGAGAUCAGAGCCUUGGAAUUAUGGUUUACUGGAGUUCCCAGUCAAAGGAAAUAAGUUGUCCUUGCAAGGCAGAAGGGGUAAGGGUAAAGGGGCAGUCACGGUUAGAUGUCGGUUGGAUCGUGCAUUAGCGAAUGAAGAAUGGCAUACGCUAUUCCCAUGUUCUUAUACAGAAUAUUUAGGCCUGGUGGCAUCGGAUCAUCGUCCAGUAGUGGCUUAUUUGGAAGAUAAAGUUAUUAGGAGGAAAGGGCAGUUUAGAUUUGAUAAGAGAUGGGUUGGACAAGAAGGUCUUAUGGAAUCAAUUACAAGGGGUUGGUCCGAUAAUAAUGAAGGAACAAGAACUGGUAUAGUGGAACAAAUUAGUAACUGCCGCCGGGAGAUAGCCAAAUGGAGGAAAAAUAAUCCUCCUUAUGGGAAGGAAAAGAUAGCGGACUUGCAAAAAGCGCUUGAAGAGGUACAAACAGAUGAUUCUAGAUCUCAGGAGGAUAUUAUGGAGGUAUCUAGGAAAUUGCAAGAGGCAUAUAAGGAUGAGGAAGAGUAUUGGCACCAGAAAAGUAGAAAUAUGUGGUAUUCAUCUGGAGAUCUUAAUACAAAAUUCUACCAUGCUUUAACUAAGCAACGAAGGGCUCGUAAUAUGAUAGUGGGGCUACAUGAUGGGGAGGGAAACUGGAUUACAGAGGACAAUGGAAUAGAGAGAGUGGCGGUGGAAUAUUUUUAA